GGAAGAGAGCCAUCGCGAGGCAGGCAGCGUGGCCAUGUGCCCGCCGGUCAGCGCGCGGUACGGGGGCGAGGGCAUGUCCUACCUGCACGCGUCCUGGGUGUAUCAGCUCCGACAUGGCGGCCGGCUGGGGGUCUGCUUCGCCUGCUUCAGGGCUGCCUUCCUGGAGCUCAGAGACCUGCUGGGGUUGGAAGACUGGGAAGACGAGGACUGGGACCCUGAGCUGCUGGACCACGGCGAGGCGGGGCCCGAGCAGGGGGCAUCCCCGGGGAUGGGGCUCGGCGGGGGGCAGGGCCCCGGCCACCCCGCGCAGGGGGCGACUGUGGACUGGGGGCCGGGCACCGCGGCGUCGGCCCCGGCGGCGUCUGAGGAGGUGGGCCCGGACCCCCCCCUGGUGCCCACCGAGCUGGAGCCUCAGGACGCAGCUCCCCUGGGCCUGGGCCCCGAGGAUGCCGACUGGACGCAGAGCCUGCCCUGGAGGCUCGGCGGGCCCCCCACCUGCGCGCACUGGCCGAGCCUCCCCCCUGCAGGGCAGGGGCUUCCCAAAGUGGACCUGCCCCCGGGGGAGCCCAUGGUGUUGGAGCUGCGCAGCACCGGGGCGGGGGACCCUGCCGAGGCCGAGGCCUGGCUGAGGGGCCUGCAGGUCAUCUCCGUGGCGGGCGGCUACGACGCCGUCUACCUCCGCAAGAUGACAGUAGGGCGGGCCCUGAGGACCCCGGGCCAGGGCUGGACGCUGCUGCUGGAGCCCGACGAGGUGGUGAGACUGCAGGACGCGCCCCAGGAGCAGUGGCAGCUGCGCGUCCUGGAGUGCCUUCCUCCGGGCCAGAGCGGAGAGCUGGUCCCCGCGGCCUCGGCGCUGCUGAGGAGGGGGUUCAGCAUCCUCUCCUACUCCCCCUGGGCCACGAGCGAGGCCGGGGAGGGGGCCUGCGCGUCCGGGCCGCAGCCCUCAUCCUCCCGGGGACAGGGCUCCCAGCACCCCUGAGACCUGGAGCCAGGGGCCCAGUGGGUGC
This is a messenger RNA of Zalophus californianus (California sea lion), 1007 nucleotides long. Its product is annotated as testis-expressed protein 19-like. NCBI's taxonomy places the organism in Eukaryota, Metazoa, Chordata, Mammalia, Carnivora, Otariidae. Gene Ontology annotation, biological process: placenta development; spermatogenesis; male gonad development. The record is from RefSeq and is a predicted model, not a curated record. Gene Ontology annotation, cellular component: nucleus; cytoplasm.